CAGCCUGCUUUCAACUACAGCUCUACGAGUCCAAAAAAAAGUCCAGUCAUCCCACUGCUUCACCAUGGCCUUCCGCUACCUUAUCUCCCUGUGCGCCCUGGUUGCCGUUGCCAAUGCCGGUCUCUUGGCCAGCCAUGUGGCCAUUGCCAAUCCGUCGGUGGAUGCCGUGGCCUCCACCCAGCACGAUGUGGUGCGCUCCUUUGCCGGCACUGUUUCGAGCUACUCCAAGGCGGUGGACACCCCGUACUCCAGUGUGAGGAAGAGCGACACCAGGAUCCAGAACAAUGUCUACACUCCGGCCAUUGCCAAGACCACCUAUGCCGCACCGCUGUACACCCAGGCCACUCCCAUUGUGGCCAAGACCUUGGUCCAUGCUCCUGCUCCUGUCGUGGAGAAGACCGUCUAUGCUGCUCCUGCUCCGGUUCUGGCCAAGACCGUCUACUCCGCUCCAGCUCCAGUUUAUGCUGCCCAUGCUCCGGUCUACGCUGCUCCUGCUCCCGUUCUGCACAAGACUGUCUAUGCCGCUCCUGCUCCCGUUGUGGCUAAGACUGUUUAUGCCGCUCCUGCUCCCGUUCUGCACAAGACGGUUUAUGCCGCUCCUGCUCCUGUUGUGGCCAAGACCGUGUACUCCGCUCCAGCUCCAGUCUAUGCCGCUCCAGCUCCAGCUCCAGUCUAUGCCGCUCCCGCUCCCGUUCUGGCCAAGACCGUGUCCUAUGCCGCACCACUGGCCACCACCAACGUGAACCACGGACCCUCGGCCACCACCUACACCCACAAUGCCCCAGCUUUGGGCGUGUCCAGCUAUGGCAGCUCCCAGACGGUUCACUACUCGCCCGCCGAGAGUGUGUCGCACAUGAGCUUCGAUGGAUUCGGAACCCACUGGGGUUUCUAAGUGAGUCUUGGCCUUUUGGUCUAAGCAAUUGUUAAUGUUUGGUGGUCAAUAAA
This is a messenger RNA of Drosophila gunungcola (fruit fly), 945 nucleotides long. RefSeq names its product cuticle protein LPCP-23. The record is from RefSeq and is a predicted model, not a curated record. The transcript has a single exon. NCBI's taxonomy places the organism in Eukaryota, Metazoa, Arthropoda, Insecta, Diptera, Drosophilidae. Bases 65 to 892 code for a protein of 275 amino acids.